Messenger RNA from Sodiomyces alkalinus F11, 1134 nucleotides. RefSeq lists its product as hypothetical. The record is from RefSeq and is a predicted model, not a curated record. NCBI's taxonomy places the organism in Eukaryota, Fungi, Ascomycota, Sordariomycetes, Glomerellales, Plectosphaerellaceae. The coding region runs from base 1 to 1098 and encodes 365 amino acids. The transcript is spliced from 5 exons.
AUGCCAUCAGAGGACUUGAACUAUGCCCACGCCCUGGAGCACCACGCCGAAGAGAGCGGCAUUGGUGCCUGGGACUCUGGCGGUAUCGGUAUCACUGAAGACCGAGACGCAGCGGGUUCGACUCAUCAAGCUUACAUUCCUCCCGAGUAUUCAAGGAGCAGAGAACGCGGAACCAGCAUUGCGCAUCAGCCCUCGCCCGCUAUCAUGCUCAACAAAGUCGUCAAGGUCGGCGUGUACAUCCCCGCUGGCUGUCAGCUCCUCGACAUGGCCUGCGUGGACAUCCUGCACGUCAUGUCGCACGAGUACAUACAGGCCAUCCGGUCCCUAGUCCCGCAGCAUAUGAUCGACUUAGCCCCCAACGUCAAGAUUUUCUACAUCACGACCCGCGCCCGCAUGGCUGAAGGCAGCAUACCCAUGACCGCCGAACUUGAUGCUCGUCCCACCCACGCGACGGACCACCCGGACGUGGCUCCCGGAAAACUGGACAUCGUGGUUGUCCCCGGCCCGGACCCCAGCACCGAGUUCAGCGACGAGAUGACUGGCUGGUUGCGCGAGCAGGCCGCAAACGAGGGGACGGAUAUCCUGAGCAUCUGCACGGGCAUCUUACUGUGCGGUGCCGCGGGCCUGUUGGAUGGGAAGAAGGUGUGCGGGCCCAGGGGGAUACAGGAUGAUUUAAAAAACAAGUUCCCCGGGGCCGAAUUUGUCGGAGAGAAGUAUCGGUGGUAUCAGGAUGGCCGGUUCUGGUCUGCUGGUGGGUUCACCCCCGCGCCCUCCCUCUUCUUUUUGUUCCUGUUCCUUGUUCCCUUUGUGCCUUUGCCAUUGCCAUUGGCCCUCUUAGACUCCGUGUCUCUUCAAACCUCUAAUGGGUCUGGGUUUCGAUGUGGCGUAACGAACGGCAACGAUCUUAUAGCAGCGUAUGCGCGUAGCGGAAAACACUUCGCACCUGCUCUUGGGGAUCUCGCCUGCAUCAUGGCCGAGGUUGGGGACCGGUCUCAGUUGUAUAAGAAAGGGCAGUCCGUGUACAUCCUGGGGAUGCUGUGGGAAGUGGCGGAGGGCCUGAGGGAAAAGCGUCGGAUUUGCCAUCUCAGGCGCAACUGAUCGCCUUUCUCCUUACCUGCGCGCUACUCAUUACAC